Molecule: messenger RNA, 699 nt
Organism: Branchiostoma belcheri (Belcher's lancelet)
Lineage: Eukaryota; Metazoa; Chordata; Leptocardii; Amphioxiformes; Branchiostomatidae
Exons: 6
Coding region: 1-699 (232 amino acids)
Source: RefSeq, a predicted model, not a curated record
AUGUUCGCAGCUGUUGUAAACGUACUGGCGAGUUCGUCGAAAGCAUCUGGCCAGGGCAUCGACUCUGCAGAGGAGAACGUCACUGACACUAACAACCUUGCAAAGGCCAAGGAAGCAGUGGAUGGCAUCAUCGAUGUCAUCGACUCUCUGAGCGAACUGGUGAUCAGUCGGAAACGACCGGACGCCAAGCCAACAGUGAUCAGUCAGGGACCCUUCCAGAUUGCCCUGCAGAGGCAGAGUUGUCGUGACACGGGACCCCAGAUAGUCAGGCCUACGGGACAGAGCGACACGUGGUUCCGCAUCCCGGGAUUCUCCACUCUCUUUGGGCAUUCUUGUGGACAAUCUAUUUCCAUAGAGAACUACGAAACAUCCCUGAAUCCGUACUUCUACGCCAACAACUCGGACAAGAUCAAGUCGCCCGUGGCGUCACUGAAGUUCAGAAGUGAUUCAGGUCCGGUUGAGGUCAAUGACCUGCAAGUUCCUAUUGACGUCAUGAUGCCGCAGAAACCAGGUACUGUGGUGGUGCAGACAGAGCGCGGGGAGACCACACCGACUGGACAGGACGUCAUGUCGGUACAUAACUUCACAAUUACUGAAGGUGCCAGCUCCGUGCAUGUCACCGUCACACCUGACGUGGAAGGAAUACCACUCCGUUUAUUUCUCGGUAUCAACAGCGCCCCCUCCCGACAGGAGAGAUAA